UUACCAUGGUGAUGGUCCUGAGUAAAAGCCUCAGUAACCAGGGAGCUGACUCCAUAGCAUGCAGGAACUUCAAGCCUGAACUGCACACGCCAAAGAAGAUGAGUCAAGGACCUACACUAUUCUCUUGUGGAAUUAUGGAAAAUGACAGAUGGCGAGACCUGGACAGGAAGUGCCCUCUUCAGAUUGACCAACCCAGCGCCAGCAUCUGGGAAUGCCUGCCUGAAAAGUGUCAGGACGGCUCGCUGUGGCACCGGGAUGCGGUGACUGCCUGCGCCGUGACCAGCCUGAUCAAAGACCUCAGCAUCAGCGACCACAACGGGAACCCCUCAGCACCCCCCAGCAAGCGCCAGUGCCGCUCGCUGUCCUUCUCCGAUGAGAUGUCCAGCUGCCGGACAUCGUGGAGGCCCCUGGGCUCCAAAGUCUGGACUCCUGUGGAGAAGAGGCGCUGCUACAGUGGGGGCAGCGUCCAGCGCUACUCCAACGGCGUGGGCACCAUGCAGAGGAGCUCCAGCUUCAGCCUGCCCUCCCGGGCCAGCGUGCUCUCCUCGCCCUGUGACCAGGCAGCCUUCCACCACCGAUUCGGAGGGCAGCCCUGCCCAGGGGUGCCAGGCUCAGCCCCCUGUGGGCAGGUGGGCGACACUUGGAGCCCUGACCCACACCCUGUUGGAGGGGGCCGGCUGGACCUGCAGCGGUCCCUCUCCUGCUCGCACGACCAGUUUUCCUUCACAGAAUACUGCCCACCCUCAGCCAGCAGCACACCUGCCUCAACGCCAGAGCUGGCGCGACGCUCCAGCGGGCUUGCCCGAAGCCGCUCCCAGCCAUGUGUCCUUAACGACAAGAAGGUUGGCGUUAAACGGCGGCGCCCUGAGGAAGUGCAGGAGCAGAGGCCUUCCCUAGACCUUGCCAAGAUGGCACAGAACUGUCAGACCUUCAGCAGCCUCAGCUGCCUGAGUGCGGGGAUGGAGGACUGCGGCCCCCAGAGCCCCUUCGCCCUCCACGCCAGCAGCACCAGGGCCUGGACCACCUUGCUCUCGGCCUCUGGCCCGGGGGGCAGGACCCCUGCUGGGACCCCAGUCCCCGAGCCUCUUCCCCACUCCUUCGACGACCAGCUUACCUGCCAGGAGGACCUGUCCUGUGAGGAGCCAGACGGCUGCGCCCUGGACGAGGAUUGCAGCAGGAGAGGGGAGCUGGCCACAGCCUGGCGGGACCAUGGGGCCGCCGGGAACAGCCUCUGCUCCCUGGAUGGCGAGCUGGACAUUGAACAGAUAGAGAACAACUGAGGGCGGUGGGCCCCGCUCAGGGCUGGGGGUGCGUUGAAAUCGAUGGGCCCCCGGUGGCAUUUGAAUGGGGAGCCCAACUCCUGAGCCUGAUGGUAGUUUCCUGAGAGGUGCUGGAUCCCAGAGAGGGAGCCUGCCCGCCUCCCGGGGAGAGGCUGUCUGGCCAUGGUGUCCUGGCUCUGUGAAUGCCAGCCGGGCCACGCCGUGCAGUGGGGCUGUCGGCCUCUCACCAGCUGCCCAGCGUGGUGGCCGCCAGGUCCACAGAACCACUGCAGUCCAGAGAGCAGCUCUUCGGUUUGGGUCUCUCUGCCUUCUUGCUUGUGGGACGUCAGGCAGCCUCUGUCAUUUCCCCAGCAGAGCUGGGCGCCUCUCUGCAUCCCCUGGGCAAGGUUGGCGAGCGGGCCUGGGCUCGGGGCUGGGCCAGGGGCCAUCUGGAUGUCAGGCCCUUCUUGGCCUCGCUCAGGUUCAGCGCUGGGGAGUUGGCCCCGCAGCUUCUUUCACUCAGUUUUAUUCCGUGCCUUCUCUCCCAGGCCUCCCUGCUUCAGGCUUGGGAAGGUUCCGGAGAUGCUUCCUUCUGUAGUGACACCAGAACCAUUUGGCCUUAAUUCCAAGUGUGGGAGGCAGAGAUUCUGGGGUGUUGGAGUGGUCCUCCAGCGGGUAAGUCCGUGUCUGAGCUCUUGGGCCCCAGGGAGCAACUGGGGGGUGCUUGUUAGAGGCUGUCCACACUGGUAGGAAUGUGGUGGGUCCGCUGGCUGAAAAGACACUCACUUGCCUCUCCCGUGGCAGGGAGAGCCUGACCCGAGGCUCUGCCACUUUGGGGGUUGCCUUGGCAGGGCUGGCAGAUGGCAGCCCUUCUCCAUGGCUAACCGGUCAGUAAGGGGUUAGUUUGGUUGAUUCAGGUGAGAGUAGAGAUGUCACGAUAAAAGGGCAACCUCUUGAAAACGUCCUCAGGCAAUAAGAGCUAUGAACAGGGGCCCGGGAUGGGGGCACCCUGAGCCCCCCUGCAAUAUUCCAAGCACAUUCACGUUUGUUUGGGGGCCGCUGGCUUUAAGACGCACCAUCCACCUCAAGACAGGCCCACACCCAUGUCAUCUGAGGGCCGCCCAAGUGCUGCCUCGAUGCCGUGGGCCUGGCCAUGGCACAGAGCUCCCUCCGCACCCGCGCCCUGCCUGCCUGGCUCCUCCCAGCUGGCACAGCCCCCGGCACCACCCCCAGCAUUAUGGGGGGGCCUCUGACCCCCAGGGGUCUGCUCUGGGGCAGCUCCCCUCCAGCCCGCCUUGCAGACGUGCCUGCCACGUGGGCUCUACUCUUUGGGAAUCUGGCUUUUAGCAAACUUGGCAUCUUCUGCAGACAAUAGCAACUGGGCUGGCUUGUGAGUGAGUGGCGCAUUUUCCCAUAAGGCUAAAAAUAACCGGUGUGUUCUCUUGAGUUUGCUGACACGUGAUAAAGGCACUUUUGUAGUCACUUUGCUUUUGCUCGUCUUCUGUGGACGAGUGAAUGCCUCACUUCUGCAGGUUGAGUCCAAAUGGUUCUCACCUUUUCCCUAAAGAAAGACCCUGUUUGGGAAACUUUAAACCUUCACUUUUUACUCCAUCGAAAGAGUGGUGGUUCAAGGUCUGAUAUGUGGGUGGCGUUUCUUAAAAAUCAGCCAUAAGAUGCUUGCAGA
Lemur catta (Ring-tailed lemur) is the source of this 2943-nucleotide messenger RNA. It is a transcript of the gene FAM53B, whose product is annotated as family with sequence similarity 53 member B. Gene Ontology annotation, cellular component: nucleus. Gene Ontology annotation, biological process: protein import into nucleus; positive regulation of canonical Wnt signaling pathway. The transcript is spliced from 4 exons. NCBI's taxonomy places the organism in Eukaryota, Metazoa, Chordata, Mammalia, Primates, Lemuridae. The record is from RefSeq and is a predicted model, not a curated record. Bases 6 to 1280 code for a protein of 424 amino acids.